GUGACGCGUCAUUGCGCGUACGUGUAGCCGUGACAGCAAAGUCUCGCGUGAUGAGACUUGUGGCGUCAGGAUUUUCUGUAAGACAGGAGACAAGCAGCUUGCAAUGAUCAGCUUUACUGGAGGUGCACCAGGGAACUGCGUGAGGAAAGCGUGGGAAUGGUGACGUUUAAAUGUGUGGCAGGUUGAGCCAUUUUAUACCAUUGUUUUGAUAUGGCCCGAGUCAAUAUUGCUCAAGACAUCAUUAACAGACAGAUAAAGGAUAAAAGAGCAUUGAGUUUUCAGAGACAACACCAUGUAACUGACCCCUUUAUUCGACGCUUGGGCUUGGAGGCAGAACUACAAGGCCACACCGGAUGUGUAAACUGCUUGGAAUGGAAUGAGAAAGGAAAUUUGCUGGCCUCUGGCUCUGAUGACCAGCAUAUGAUGCUAUGGGAUCCUUUCCAUCACAAGAAGCUGCUGUCCAUGCACACAGGACAUACUGCCAACAUAUUCUCUGUAAAGUUUCUUCCGCAUUCUGGUGACCGCAUCCUUAUUACUGGAGCAGCAGAUGCCAAAGUUCAUGUCCAUGAUAUCACAUCCCGUGAAACACUCCAUGUUUUCUCGGAACAUACAAAUCGUGUGAAACGCAUUGCCACAGCACCUCUAUGGCCUAACACAUUCUGGAGUGCAGGAGAAGAUGGCCUCAUAAGGCAAUAUGACUUACGAGAGAGCGGUACCCACUCAGAAGUUCUGAUCGAUCUAACAGAGUAUUGUGGCCAGCUUGUAGAAGCCAAGUGUGUAAGCAUCAGUCCACAGGAUAACAACUGUUUGGCAGUAGGAGCCAGUGGGCCCUUUGUCAGGCUCUAUGAUAUUCGCAUGAUUCACAGCCACAGAAAGAACCUCCAGCAGACUCAGUCUGGCAUACAUACCUUUUGCUCCCGACAGAAACCAAUUCCAGAAGGAGCUGCACAAUAUUAUGUAGCAGGCCAUCUACCCGUCAAACUCCCAGAUUAUAAUAAUCGGUUGCGUGUGUUGGUGGCCACAUAUGUAACUUUUAGCCCAGAUGGGACUGAACUGCUUGUCAACAUGGGGGGAGAGCAGGUGUACCUCUUCGAUCUGACAUUCAAGCAGAGACCUUGUACCUUCCUAUUGCCUAAAUCGCUUCACACUUCUGGAGAGGUACAGAAUGGAAAAACAACCAAUGGAAUUCACCUUUACAGCAAUGGGUUCUGUGUGGCUGAUUCUAGGAACUUGGGAGCAGCAGCUGAUCUUCCUCCACACCUUGAGAAGGUGAAGCAGAAAGCCAAUGAUGCAUUUGCUCGGCAGCAGUGGAGUCAGGCUAUUGAGCUGUACAGUGAGGCUGUCCAAAGAGCUCCUGGCAGUGCCAUGCUGUAUGGAAAUCGUGCUGCUGCUUACAUGAAGCGCAAGUGGGAUGGGGACCACUAUGAUGCUUUGCGAGAUUGCUUGCAGGCCUUAGCCCUUAACCCAGCACAUCUGAAAGCGCAUUUUAGAUUGGCCCGUUGUCUCUUUGAGCUGCACUAUGUGUCUGAAGCUUUGGAGUGUCUUGAGGAGUUCAAAGUCAAGUUCCCAGACCAGGCACGGAGCAGUGCAUGUGAUGCGCUAGACAGAGACAUCAGGGUGGCCUUAUUUUCCAAAAAUGAUUCACAUGAAGAUAAAAAGGGGGGUUCAGUCCGUUUGCGUUCUGGGGGAAGAAAGGAUUCUUUAUCAGAGGAUGAGCUGCUGCUGAGAGAGAGAAGUUUGGAUUAUAAACACAGAUACUGUGGUCACUGCAAUACUACCACAGACAUUAAAGAAGCUAGCUUCAUGGGAAGCAAUGGCCAGUAUAUUGUGAGUGGGUCAGAUGAUGGUUCCUUCUUCAUCUGGGAAAAAGACACACAAGCUCUUAUACGGGUUCUCCAAGGAGAUGAGUCUAUUGUUAACUGCCUUCAACCUCAUCCAACUUACUGCUUCCUGGCUACAAGUGGUAUUGACCCAGUUGUCCGACUGUGGAGUCCACGGCCUGAGAGUGAGGGCCUGGACCGACGGGUGGUACAAGAUAUGGAGGGAGCCUGUCAGGCCAACCAGAGGCGAAUGAAUGCUGACCCACUGGAGGUGAUGCUGAUGAACAUGGGUUACAGGAUCACAGGACUCAGCGGUGGGGGGUCAGGAAAUGGUGGGGCAGGAUCUGAUGAUGAGGAGAGUGCUGAAGGACAGGUGCAAUGUCGACCAAGCUAACCUUUGUUAGUGUGAAGUGUAUGGUAUAAAAAGCAGCAGUAUUGGGAGGUGGUGACCCUAUGUAACAGCCAACCAUCUUGCUCACACAUCAAGUACAUGUGUGGAUCUGUUUAUCUUCUGGAUCAUUUUGCAAUUCUCUGUGCAUUAGGAUAAGAAGGGACACCAAACUUUCUUCAGUAUAUACAAUAUCUGUAAAAUGACUGCAGGAUUUUCUUCUCCUUGAAUUCCAGAAUAUAUGAAAUGCACACAUUUUCAACUUUUGAAGUUAGUUCAGCAUCGGACUGGAGUGGACACAGAUACAUUUAUUCUAUGCCAAAUCCAGACCAUAAAGCUCUGCUGUCUGGAGACAUUAGUUAUGCUUUCAACACUAUAUGGAAGUGUUGGAUUUAAGCUGCAUAAUGGUCCUCUGCAAAACAAAUGAGGGUCCUAAAUUUAAUAACAAAGAAUAGUUAUUUUGAAGUUUUAUGAUUUGCCCUGCAAAGGUAAACUAUGGGUUUUGAUUAAGCUUCAGAUAUUUCCUCUGUAAGAAGUCUGCAGCAGGUGUGGAUGUUAUUGAUUUGGUUGUAUGCUUUCAUGAACGCUUCAGGUAAGUUUUUUUGAUGACUGCAGCAUCAUAAAGUGUAGACUAUAGUUGACUUUUUUUUCUUUUUACCUAGAAUUACUAGGUUAGUAAAGAGUCACAAACUCUGGUCUAAAUAUGUUCUAAAUCAGGUCAAUAAUUCCAGCUGAAGAACAGUAAUUGAGAGCACAGUGUAUUCUGCUCUCUAAAUAUAUGAUACCGGAUUUCAUACUUGCUCAGGCCCAUCAUAGCUAUAAAUUAAUGUUAUUCUGCCACCCACUAUUUACCACCUUUUUUUUUUUUAAGCUUGGGUUGUAGGUCUGCGGGUGGCUUUUCCCGGUUUGUAUGGAUGUAUAUCUACAUGAAUAAAAAUUUCUCUAUUUCUGAGCAGAAGGUAAA
Molecule: messenger RNA, 3172 nt
Organism: Xenopus tropicalis (tropical clawed frog)
Lineage: Eukaryota; Metazoa; Chordata; Amphibia; Anura; Pipidae
Gene: wdtc1
Product: WD and tetratricopeptide repeats 1
Exons: 16
Coding region: 211-2214 (667 amino acids)
Source: RefSeq, a predicted model, not a curated record